Messenger RNA from Meyerozyma guilliermondii ATCC 6260, 1272 nucleotides. It is a transcript of the gene PEX3, whose product is annotated as Pex3p. Gene Ontology annotation, biological process: protein import into peroxisome membrane. The record is from RefSeq and is a predicted model, not a curated record. The transcript has a single exon. Bases 1 to 1272 code for a protein of 423 amino acids. Gene Ontology annotation, molecular function: protein-macromolecule adaptor activity. Gene Ontology annotation, cellular component: peroxisomal membrane. Lineage: Eukaryota; Fungi; Ascomycota; Pichiomycetes; Serinales; Debaryomycetaceae.
AUGGCGGUGUUUUCGUCGCUCAGUACGUUCUUCAAACGUAAUAGAAGGAAAUUGCUUAUUGCAACCGGUCUUUCCUUGACUGCCUACUAUCUUGUUCAUCAGUUUGUGAUCAAAAAAUUUAGAGAUUUUCAAAAAUCGCUCAAACAGGAGCUUUUCGUCAAGGAACAGAUCCGUCGGCGGUUCAUCCAGACCCAGAAUGACUGCUACUUGACUCUCUUAGCAUUAUUGCCGGUAUUGAGCCAGCCGAUUGUGGCUCAUCUUCCUUCGGAAACCAUCACCCAGGCGUUGAAAUUGAAGAAAGCACCCCUGGCAAACGCACAACUGGAGCUUGUCUCCGACUCCCUUCUCACCACCGAUAACCUCAGCUUGCACCAGAGCGCCAACGAGUCGCUGGACCUUUCUACCUACGUCAACAUGUCCAAAACCGACCUCUGGAAACUUCUCAAAAUCAAGACAAUUGCUCGGUGGUUGACCCUCAUCUACUCGCUCUCAGGUUUGAUGUUGAUCACCAGGCUUCAGCUCAAUAUCCUUGCACGUAGAUCGUACUUGGAGUCAGCCAUAGCCAUGGCGGGUGGAACCGUUGAUGAAGACAUGUCGCUGGACUAUUACAUGGAACAAUCGUACUUGUCAUUAUCUUGGUGGCUCCUUAACAAAGGCUGGCGUACCAUGGCCGAUGUGUUGGAAGCAGCGGUAAUAAAGCAUUUCGAUGUGGUCAACGCCAGAACCGAAUUGACCAUUGAUCAGUUUGAUGAGUUGAUUGCGCUGGUGAUCAAGGAUGUCAACUUCAACCAUCAGCGCCUGAUUAUCGAGUCGAUUUUCCCCACGUCGUACGACAGCUUGGUCGAGACGCUUAUAAACACAAAUCCCGACCUUAUCCGUGAACUUGACCAGCCAGAAUCGGUGUUUCUUAAGCUCGUUAAUGAGACAAACUUCUUCGUUGACGACGGCAUGUUCCUGCAAAUAUUCUACAGAAUGGUCAACCAUAGCCGAUCUACGUUGGCAAACAACUUGUGGGUCGCCCUCGACCCAGAUUUCUUGCUUACAAUGGAACAACAUGCAAAAGUUGCAGAAAUUGGUGACCUUCCUAGCAAGAAAUUCAAGCUCGCCAGCUUCUUAGCUCAGGUCAGUGUUCAAAGCGGAAUCAUUUGCGAUAAUAAUAACUUACAUGAGGAGUAUAAUGAAGAGUUGUCAGGAAACAUCUACAUCAACAGCUUGAACGAACUCGAAGAGUUAGACGAGUUCUCCGCCGGUAUAUACUCCAACUUUGAAUAG